UUGGUUGGUCGGAUGGGCGAGCUUUUAGAUGUUCAGUGGGGGUUGGCGGUGGAAAGGGAGCGAGUGAGGGGUUAGACCCCGCUAAUCCGCGUUAACAGAUUAAUUAUCUCGGAGCAACAUCGUGUUAGGGCAGCGUUUUGAACUCGCUUGGGCGUUCGGCAACGAAGGGCUACAAUGCAACGAUAAAGAGUCCCUCAGGGGUGUCUCCUCAAUCCUAAUCCCUCCCUCUCUCUCUCUCUUUCUCUCGUUCGCUAACCCCUGCUCGCCGAGAGCUCCUCGCCCAUCCAUCAACACAAGCACCUCUCCACUGUCACCAGACAACCACACAGUUAUUGACCAUUUAAUAUUUCAGCAGCUGUUACAGUUACCACCCUCGUUUUUCAUUCCGUCUUCACGUUGGCAUGUCUCUGAGCCGUUUCUUUGAGGAUGAUCAAUUUUCAAGAGCGUCCAGCGUUGACGACAGGCACGAUAGCUCUCUGAGUGGGUAAAUAUUUCACGGACACCAGCAACGAGAGAGAAGACAGAAGGAGACAGAAAUCUCCCAGCAGCCGACUGAGGGUGGCGGAGGGGACCGCUGGCAGUGGAAAAUGGCCGCCAUGAUCACAGUGCCCAGCUAUUCUCCUUCGAUAUGGGUGAGGAUGUGUCACGCCCUGCCCCGGCUGGACCUCAGCAUGCAGAUGAGGGACAACAUCUUCGCCCCCGACAGCUGGGAGUACCAGCAGACUCUGCUCAUUCUGUCCAGUCUAUCGGCCAUCGCUCUUGUCAUCUCCCUCCUGGUGGUCCUGUCCUUCCUCAUACAUUACUGCUGCUGUCACCGCGGGGACCGGAGCGAGGGUUCAGAGGAGGAGGACGAUGAUGAAGACGGCAGCACGGGUCAUGGUUACAGCGGGAAGAAGGGGAGGGGCAUCUGCUGCGUCACGUGGGUGGCGGUGGCAGCUGUUACACUGUGCUGUGUUGCCAUAGGCAUCGGUUUCUAUGGCAACAGCGAGGCUCACGAUGGGAUGUAUCAGUUGACCUCGUCUCUUCUCACAGCCAAUUACACGCUAGCUUCCAUUGAUCUGCUGAUUUCAGACACCAUUACUGGACUGCAGCUCUCCGUCUCUGGCCCUCUCAGCUCCAUGGAGGAGAUGUUUUCCGGCAGCAAGCCGUUCCUGGUGUCGACGCGGAACUGCCGGAGGCUGUCCGAGAACGUGAUAAACCUCCUCUCCUCCAUCUCCCUGGCUCGGUCCAGCGUAGAGGCGGGGCCGGGAAAUGACAGCGGCGUCAGCGGGGCGUCCAUCACGCCCCUGACUCCCGUCCCGCCCUCUGUGGUUCCCACGGUGGUGCCCACCAGCAGCUUGUUGCCCAACCCCUUCACGCCUGGCUGGGCCGCCAACACACUGAUAGUCAAUGAGGACUACAGGUGGCUGUCGUACGUGUUGCUGCUGCUGCUCGACCUCAUAGUGUGUCUGUUCAUCCUGCUUGGACUGGCCAAGCAAGCCCGCUGGCUGCUCAUCCUGAUGACCGUGCUGGCGUGGCUGGCUCUCUUCCUCAGCUGGGGCUCCCUGGGUUUGGAAACUGCCACGGUGGUGGCCCUCAGCGACUUCUGCUCUGAACCAAACACGUUCGUCCUCAACUCCACCCAGAUCACCACCGGCACCAGCUCAGACGUGUUGGAUUAUUACCUGACCUGCAGCAGGAGCAUGAACAGUCCAUUCCAGCAGCUGCUGACCCAGUCUCAGAGGGCGCUGUCAAGCAUCCACACACACCUCUCCAGCCUGGACAGGAAUGCUCUGCCACAGUUCCCCAAAGCCGAGAAAUCACUCAGGGAGGUUCAGCAGAUACUCAACAGCACAGAGGGCAACUUUCAUCAGCUGGUGGCACUGCUGAACUGCAGGAUCCUUAAUAAGGACUACAUCGACUCGCUCAAAGGCCUGUGUUAUGACGGGAUGGAGGGAUUGCUCUACCUCUCCCUUUACUCUUUUCUCUCUGGCCUGGCCUUCACUGCCAUCCUUUGCUCUCUGCCUGGAGCCUGGAGAAGCUUUCCCAGUGAAUCAGAGGAGUACGACGACUCGGACAGCGAGAGUGAGGACCCCUUCACCUCCCAUCAGGCACGUAGACAGGCAUCCUCGGGGUCUCAGCGAGGGGCAAUGGCCCCCUUCUAUAAUUACCCGGGGGCCGGGUGGACACCCCCCUUUUCUAGUGCGCCGCCCCUCCCGACUCCAAACGUUUCCUCCAAUGGCAACCCUGGCUAUGAGAGCCUACCCCUGACUGACAGGCAGUCCCCACCCCCCUCUUACUCUCCCAGCAUGCUGACUGGUUACGGGGGAAAUCAAUCACACCCCAACCCCUCCCAUUCGAGGAACCUGUAUUCACGUUAAUUCUUUUGUUUUUUUUUGCUAGAAAAUGUAUAGAAAAAAAAAAGUUUAGUUUUCAUAUGAAUGGACACUUUAAUGAAAUGAAAAAGAAACUAAUCUAAAUAAAGUGAAUGCUAGAUGUGAAUCAGUACCACUGAAAAAAUAUUAUUAAAAGCACUUAAAAAAAGGAAGGGAUUGCUGACGUAACCAGCUGCGACGCUGCUGGUUGUUGGUGCGAAGCUACGAAUCGACGCCUCACGGUCUAACUUCUUCCCCCUUUGUUUGUUGGAAAUCUGUGUAAACUGUGAACAGUGACGAGGCCAGUCUGAGCGGUAUCGAUGCUACAAGCGUUGUAGUUUUAUAUUCUUACAUGUAUCUGUACCACCCGUUUUAUUUUCAUGUUUUUAUAUGAAUAUUGUGUAGGGAAAAAAAAACAAAACACUGGCUCGUAGCAAAACAACUCAUUUUUUCUGUGAAUGGUUAUGCAGUUCCUUCACUUGGUAUACAUCUUUUUUUAAAUUAUUAUUACUUUUUAUAGGUGGCAAUUCUGUCUUUUCCUUGUACUACUUAAUGAUGCUACUCUGUAUAUUUCACUGUCGACCGUAUCUCAGUAUUCAUGAGCCUUUGUCUAAAAGGAAAAACAAAACAAAAACAACAAAAAAAAAGGAGAAAAACUCUACCUUGUUUAAUGGAGAACUACAACUGCCACUCGGAGUGGAAAAACUACAAAUCCCACGCAAAUGACAGCAGGUACAUAGCAAUAUGACCCUUGCUACUGGUGCUGCAGUAGCUCUACCGUAACAAGCAAUAAUAACUAUGUAUAGCAUCGGGUUUCUGGGAUCUCUCCAAGAUGUUUUGUGUAUAUAUGGUACGAUUUGAGAUUUCAUCGAAUCCCCCUUCCCUGCCAACUGACCCUGUUAAUUGAGUUUGUAUGGUUACCUAUGCUCCUUUUGAAUGGCAUCCUUUUACACUCGAGAGUCUAAUAUAAAUAAAAAUAACUUCAAUAACCUGUAAA
This is a messenger RNA of Poecilia reticulata (guppy), 3351 nucleotides long. It is a transcript of the gene ttyh1, whose product is annotated as tweety family member 1. Lineage: Eukaryota; Metazoa; Chordata; Actinopteri; Cyprinodontiformes; Poeciliidae. Gene Ontology annotation, molecular function: volume-sensitive chloride channel activity; intracellularly calcium-gated chloride channel activity. Gene Ontology annotation, cellular component: smooth endoplasmic reticulum membrane; plasma membrane. The record is from RefSeq and is a predicted model, not a curated record.